UCCCCCAAAUCUCGCAUAUUCUGCAUUGGGGCGGGUCACAAGUCUUUUUUCACCUCCAAAUUCCCGCGGAAAAAACCACCACCACCGCACGACGUCGUUUCCUAUUCAAAGUCCGCCGCCGGCGGAGCUCGUCAUGCCUGCUUCGUUGCUGAACGGGGAGAGAGCCGUCGUGGCGCUGUUUGUCGGCCGCGUCGUCUUCUCGCUACCGCUCUCUCUCCUCCCUCACGGCGUCGCUCUCUCCCUCCUCGCUAUCUCCGCUCUCGUUCUCGACGUCCUCGCCGACUCCUCCUCCUCCUCCUCCGCGUCUCUCCUCUCCCAUUUCCAGACCAGGCCCGGUGCUUCUUCUGGUAUAUUAUUGGGCGCCGUGACGUUGCCGACUGUUAUGAUCUCCAAGAUGAUACAGCUCUCUCGAGCUUUCGCACUCGAUCAAGUUCCAUGUCAAGAGCUUGAAUCUUUGUCGAUGCAAUACUGGGCCAUUUCUGCCAGCUCCUUGAGCGUACUUAUUUUCCUCUGCAUAACAAUAUGGUGUGCACCUGUGAACUGGCCUCCCCCUUAUUUACGCAGUGUUUGGCAUACAACUUUUAGCUUAAGUUGCAUAGUAUUGCACACAGCAGUUUGUUGUGCAACUCUUGGUUCAUCAUCUCUUACUAGCUCGGAGGCUGCACUGAAAUUGUUGUGGAUGCUCUGUCAUGGAUUGGCAGUUGUAAAGUUAAUUCAACAUGUUUUCAGAACUUUUCCAUCUUGUGCUUCCAUUGGGGAAGCAUGUCUAGUGGCUUCAGGUCUUGUUCUCUAUUUUGGUGACAUGUUGGCAUAUACUAUUUCAAAGGUCUCUGGCGUGUUGAUUAAAUCAGAUGUGGUACAAUAUGGAAAUAAUACAAGUGAGAUAAAUGUAAUCAUACAGGGUUUCUUGCUCGGUCUUCUUCUUUUUCCGAUGGUCUUUAAACUUCUUCUCUGGAUCUGGGAAUGCUCUUUCACUACGGCCCAAUCUAAAGUGAGGACAAACAAUGAGAUUUGGAGAUCAGUUAUAUUCUUUUCUUCUCUCGGGUUUAUCAUGAUUGUGAUCAGUCCAGCAUGGAUGCAGUUUGUUCAGGAUUUUCAUAUGCAUCCAUUCUCAUGGGUACUUUCAUUUAUAUUUUCAGAACCAUUCAAGAGAUUAUCAUUGUGUGCCUACUGGGUUUGCGUGAUAUGUGUGUCUGUUCUGAGGUUUUACAACAUUUCAAAGAACAGUAAGAUUGAGAGAAUUCUACUCCGGAAAUACUACCAUUUGAUGGCCGUCUCAAUGUUUGUGCCUGCUCUUAUCUUCCAGCCAAAAUUUCUUGAUCUAGCAUUUGGUGCAGCUUUGGCAGUCUUUUUGUCAUUAGAAAUUGUUCGAGUAUGGAGAAUAUGGCCAUUGGGAGAAUGUAUACAUAAAUUCAUGAGUGCUUUCACCGAUCAUCGUGACUCAGAUCUUCUGAUUGUCAGCCACUUUUCGCUCUUGUUGGGUUGUGCUGUUCCUAUAUGGCUGUCUUCUGGGAACAAUGAUCGACCACUAUCCCCUUUUUCUGGAAUUUUAAGUCUUGGCAUUGGAGAUACAAUGGCAUCAGUUGUUGGGCACAAGUACGGGGUACUCAGGUGGAGCAAAACUGGAAAGAAAACCAUUGAAGGGACUGCAGCCGGUAUAACAUCUGUCCUAGCUGCUUGCUCUGUUUUACUUCCACUUCUAGCAUCUACUGGAUAUAUUGUUACCGAGCAUUGGAUCUCUAUUCUUGUAGCUGUGACUGUGAGUGGUUUGUUGGAGGCUUACACAGCACAACUAGACAAUGCUUUCAUUCCACUCGUUUUCUACAGCCUUCUUUGUUUGUAAGUGCUUCUCCAACUCCUAGGAGGAAAAUAUCAGAAGACAAAUGCGCUGAAGACUUCACCAAGUCAUCUUUUCCAUUUAUGUGCUUCCUAUGAGCACUCAUUUUGUAGAUACAACUAAAUCUACGCAGGAUACAAGUAGCCUGUUGUACCCGUAAUCAGGUUGAAAUAGUUUUUGUUUUAGUCUUUAGGAAUACAUAUAAAGGGCCUCACUCAUUGUGCCUCCAUUUUUGCAUACAAGAACUACACUGUAAUGUUUAGUUUCGUCUUCCUUCAGAGAGAGGUUGGUUAGGGAGAGAAUCACACUGUAGACACGGCUUAUUAGCAGAUCCAUCUGUUGUUGUUAGAAGACAUCUUUGAACUGGACUUGUAUAUAUGAGAAACGGGCAUAAACUUUA
Messenger RNA from Argentina anserina (silverweed cinquefoil), 2237 nucleotides. RefSeq names its product dolichol kinase EVAN. Gene Ontology annotation, molecular function: dolichol kinase activity. The record is from RefSeq and is a predicted model, not a curated record. The coding region runs from base 134 to 1843 and encodes 569 amino acids. Gene Ontology annotation, cellular component: endoplasmic reticulum membrane. The transcript has 14 exons. NCBI's taxonomy places the organism in Eukaryota, Viridiplantae, Streptophyta, Magnoliopsida, Rosales, Rosaceae. Gene Ontology annotation, biological process: dolichyl monophosphate biosynthetic process.